GGUGGUGGAUGGUUGUGUUAUGAAGGUAUAUCAUUUGCUGCCUGGUCGGCGAUUGUGCCGGUGGGUUAACGGUGGACACACCCAUCUUUGAUCGUCCACUAGCUGAAUGAUUGAGCCACUGCUGACGAAGAUAGAUGCUGUACAACCAUACCAUGUGAAAAACGUGACGAGAGACCAUGCCAUCCCCAAUAUCAACUGGACAUCUUGCGGCGCAGCAGAAUAGGCAACCCGUCUUGUUUUUGUUGGCACAGUACAUGCACAAUCACAACGGGACUGCUUCUGAUUGUUCGUUGCAAAGCCCAUUGACCCUCACAUGCCACGUAUUGUAAACCCAGCCUGUAGAUUUCUACAGGCACUUACAUUGCUGUUGAUGUUGGUAUAUACAUGUACACUCGCACAAUUCGCAUUGGCAGCCUACUGAAGGGAAUCAUUUCACCCGAUGCAGACUUAAUGCUACAUCUUAGACCAGGAAGAAUUAAGGAGGAUAUUUUACUUCUCUUGUGAACUUUGCAUGUGAAACCUUGGAAAUGAAGUCUUGGUUAAGGCACCGUGCAUUCUGAGGUUUUAUUGUAUUUGGAUUGGAUAUUCUACGAGCAGCGAGACAGAUUUUGGGAACGUUUUUCCACCAUGAGUUUCCAUACAGGAAUGUGGGGUAGCGCAUUUCAAAUUCUGGCCGGUAUCUAUGGUAUUCAGCUCCGUAGCAAUGCUCCCAAAUUGAAAGAUAUCCCUGAAGAAGACGUCAGCCAAGAUGGCGUUGGUCGAGCGCGGCGAAAGAGUGCCCCCAGUGGUGGGAUCCAGAUGACCACUGAUGCGACGGGCCAACAAUCAAAGUUAUCGGGUAUUUUCCCCAAGCGAAUGAAAAUCGCUCUCAAACGAACCAAGAGCGUUGGGAAGUUCGACAACAAACACGCAACUCUGAAAGAAGAAGACGAGGAAUCAGACAUGACGUCUCCCAAUUCCAUCAAGCCUGCCCACUCCCAUGAGUCUCUGCUGCUCGGACCUCAGACCUCCCUGGACGUCUUUGACCUCUCAUCCAAUGACCUGGUCAUUGUACCCCUCCACAGCAGCAUCCUGGGGCAGGAUCACUGCUUCCAGAUUACUAACUCACACGGCAAGAAGUACUACUCGUGUCGCUCAGCGAGUGAGCGAGACAAAUGGAUGGAGAGCAUUCGCAGUGCCAUCCAUCCAGAGAAAGACCACAAACGGCGGAAAGACAGUGUCCUCAGACUGUGGGUCGUGGAAGGGAAGAAUGUUCCUGUCAAGAGAAAGUACUACUGUGAGAUUUGUCUGGACGAUAUGCUGUAUGCCAGAACCACUGCCAAAUCCAGGGGAGACAUGGUCUUCUGGGGAGAACAAUUCCUAUUCACGUGUCUUCCAGAAGCAAAGAACAUAAAAGUUCAUUUGUACAAAGAACCAGACAAGAAGAAAAGGAGAGACAAAAACUAUGUGGGGGUUGUGUCCAUUCCGCUGGAACCCAUCAGUAACAGGGCCACAAUCGAGAAAUGGUACCCCUUGACCAACACCAGCACAAAAGGUGACACGCCAAGCCUACGAAUCAAAGCCCGAUAUCAGAGCAUCAGUAUUCUGCCCAUAGCCCAGUACUCUGAACUCGCACAGUACUUGAAAGAGAACGCUAUUACUUUGUGUCAACUCAUCGAGCAGCAGAUCAACGUCAAAACGAAAGAGGAGAUCGCGACCUCACUUGUUAAAGUACUGCACUGUCUUGACUCGGCCAAGGAGUUUCUGGUGGAGUUGGUCAUGAGUGAGACCAGAACAAUGAAUGAUGAGAGCCUCAUUUUCAGGGCCAAUACCAUGGCAACCAAGUCCAUGGAGGCAUACAUGAAGCUGAUUGGUGGAAAGUACUUACAAGACACCAUCGGUGACUUUAUCCACGAAUUGUAUGAAAGCGAGGAGGACUGUGAGGUGGAUCCUACCAAGGUCUCUAGUAGUCUCCUUCUCCAGCAGCACCAAGCAACACUGACCAUGCUGUGUGAAAUGGCCUGCUGUAAGAUAGUCAACUCAGCGGCUGCGUUUCCCUCUGACCUGCGAGCUGUCUUUCAUUCCUUUCGUCAGCAUAGCCAGAGCCAGCCCAAUGGCCAGGUCAUCUGCGACAAGUUGAUCAGUGGUUGCAUCUUCUUGCGUUUCCUCUGCCCUGCCAUCAUGUCGCCGAGUCUCUUUGACCUCAUCCAGGAGUACCCCAGUGACAAGACAUCACGUUGCCUCACCCUCAUUGCCAAGACAGUCCAGGGUCUUGCCAACUUCACAAAGUUUGGAACCAAAGAAAGCUACAUGGUCUUCAUGAAUGAUUUCUUGGAGCGAGAAUGGAGCAACAUGAAGACUUUCCUGCAGGAAAUAUCGAGUACUCCUGAGAGGGCUAACGAUGUGAAGUUUAACGGCUACACAGACCUUGGCAAAGAAUUGUCAUUACUCCAUAGCUUGCUGGUAGAAACGCUAGAUGACUGUGAAAAGCUAUCGGAUGACAAGCUUGGCUCCUUGAGGAGCAUCUUGACUCGCAUCACAUCUUAUGCAUCGUUGCCGGAGGGAACCAUCCCUUACAGUUCCUCCAGCUUCAUCCAGACAGUUCAAGGAUCAUGCAGCUCGACAACAGUUACCAUGACAUCCACAGCAACCUCCCCGAUGGGCAAGAAGAGCCUAAACAAAAUCUUUGAAGACGCCAAGUUGUCAGACUCGACAGAUGUGGAGAUGCUUCCACCGUACAACAUUGCCAUGGAGCGAUCCAUCACAUCCUCAACGGUGAACAACCUUGUCGAUUUCAUCCAGCAGGAUACCGCCAACUCGACCAAUGGGAAGACAGAACUCAGCACAGCCGUUUUUGAAAUCGCCAGUACCCAGACUGACUCGUCACAGAUUGAAUCGAGUACGACAGUUGAAAAGGUCCGAACGACAACGGAAUAUGAGGAACGGAUUAUGGAGGAGUUAGAGGGAGACAUGUUGGUUUCCAUGAAGUCAGAAACCAAGAAAUCAGUCAAUCAGUCAUACUCAGUCAGUCUGGAGAGAACCGUGGUCCCAAAUCCAGCAAUUAGUACUACUGAAACAAACAGGACCUCCUAUGCCAUAGAUAGGACUGGUGGAGGAGAUGCACAGGUCAAGCGAAGGAACCGAACCUUACCGCUGUCCUUCCAAAAUCCAGCCUACCAACUCUCCAAGAAAUCCCUGCGUCACCUGGACGUUGGGGCUUCGGACAGCGUCAGUUCCUCUAACAGUUCAGAUGGGGCUUCAUCCAAUCAUGACGGGGAUGUCUCCCAAAACAGCUUGUCAUGUGGGGGUGUGUCUCCAUCCUCAAGUAGGAGAACAGCGUCGUCAAAAGGAUCCUCAUCGACCGGAAAGGUAGACAUUAUGGCACAUACGUUACCCAAAGCUACCCACCGCUCUCACAAUAUCACCUCUGUGGACCUGUAUCCAAAAAGUGAUGGGCAAAUCGCCGAAAGUCAGAGCAGUGGUUCAAUCCACUCCAAAAGCACAAAACCUUCCUUCAAUGGUAGCAACAGCAGUACUUCACUCUUUGACCCCGCCCGGACUCAGUCUAGCGUCACAUCUCCCACGGAAGCAAUUCGUGCUAUGAAUAACGCUGCCAAGGCGGCGUUCUUUUCAUCAGUGAUGGCUCCUGUGCGGGAGUCCCCAGCCCGCUCCAACUCCGGCAUUGGAAGCCCCAUCCCCAGCAGGGGUUUAAAGCAGCGCUCGCAGGCUGUGCUUCACAUCAACAAUGAGAACCACCAGCCCUCGUUUGCCAUCACAGUCACCAAUCCCAAACCAGAAUCUCAAAUGGCACAGUUGAGCCACACCCACCCAGAGCACAUCUCCAGCUCCUCCCCUUCUAUAUCUCCGCCCACAAGUUCCCCGUCUUCAGCCUCCUCGGAGGAGCUUCCCGCUAGGACGCUAGUUAAGACAGAAGCUGUCAUCCAGACAGGAUCCCCCACUCUCCAAACCACCCAAUCCACUGAAUCCGUCACGUUUACCACUCAACGGUUUAUGACUUCCCAGACAAUCUUGCCAUCCUCCCCUUGUAGACCAAAGCAGUUAAACACUGACACUAGUCCCACGUCCCGCACCCCCCUGAUGGGUACCACAAACCUUGAAAAGAACCUCACCACACGGACCACAGCCCGUUACCCCACCACACCUGUCCAGCUCAGUACUGCCAAUAUCUCCUUCAGCAUUGCCAGUCUCACUCCACCUGUGAGCACCGUCACAAGUCCCACAAGCCCUUCCUCACUCCCUCUCCCUCGGAAGAAGAUCAUGACCCAGUUUGCCUCUAAGCCAAGGAUCUGUCAGUCGGAGAGUUCCUCUCCCCUCAACAAACCAACAGAGAGUUCCGAACUGUCCAUCCAAAUUGGAAAAAAAACGCGGUCACUGUCACUUCAGCACAAUUUCACAUCCAAGCCAGUCUUGACCUCACCUCCUGGCCCUGUCUGGACCAGAAGAAUGAAGGAUCCUUCAUCCAUUGACCGAGAAACACAAACAGAAGUGUAUUCCUUGGAGAUUCAGAUUCUGAAAGAUGAGUUAGAGAAGGUGACCUUGCAAUUAGAAGAGACUCAGCUGAAGUUGGCCGAGGAGGAAGUGAGAGCGGACAAGGCCAUCGCUGAGAUGAAAGUGGAACUAGAGAACAGCCAGGUGGAGCUGAAGAGACAACAUGAUGAGAAGGACAAACAGAUCAAGGAUAUCAUCACAAGACUUGUCACUGUGGAAGAGGAGUUAAAGAAGGAGCAAGAGGAGAUGGUUGCCGUGGUUUCUGCCAAGCAGAAAAUCAUCGAUGCCCAAGAGACCCGCAUCCAGGCCCUGGAUGCAGCAAAUGCCCGCCUCAUGAGGGCGCUAGACCAGUUGAAAGAACGCUACCAGUUGACACGACGCACAAAGUCAUCCUCUGAUAUUCGGUCUGCAGCAAAGCUCACCCCGCUGAAUGGCAGCAUGAAAUCUACCAAUUACUGAAGAGGUCAAAGGUCAGGCAUCAGAGGUUAAAGGUCCAGUUCUUAUUCUGUUGCUUAGUAGGAAGUAAUGUUCAAACAAACCUGUGCUGCUGUGGGUUUGGCGUUCAGUGCACAUUUGCUUCAAAGCAGGCCAACCUUUGAGAGAAGAAAUGUUAAUCAUCAAACAUUUGGAUAGGUUUUGAUUUACAAUGAGAAAUCAUUAGAUAUGGACAGAGACAUUUUCAGUGGUCCUCUAUUAACAAGUUACAGAUGUAAGGUGGGUAAUGUUUCAGAUGUUUAUUUCUUGUUGUCAAUUAAUGAUAACAAUAAGCAUUGUUUUUAAAUUGCCCUCUGCUGUGUAGAUUUAUUUUGAUUGAGUUAGGUAAUUCUAGAUUACUGUUUAAUGUUUAUAUUGUACAGCAUUCUGUCGAGGUUUCUUUAACAGAAGAUGAAUUCUGUUGGAUGAAUCAGGAAAUCGUAUUUCAACAUUUGAGCAACUCAGAAAUACUCAGGCAGGACCUGAAAAUAUUAAUUGUGAUUUAACUUGAUGAGGCAAAUUGACUGAAUUUUUCCAUUUUGUCCUGUCAAGAAAAAUCUUUCUAAUUUCAUCUGAGAAAAUGAUAAUUUAAAUUGUUGACCUUUUCCAGCCAACAUAAAAGGAAGAACCCACAUUGGGGAAAACAGAAAUCUUCGCAUUUAGAAUGUUUCUUUUUAAAAAGAGUUAAUUUUUCUUGCAUAUUUUGCCACAAAAAAUAAUUGAGGAUUUUCCAUAAAAUGAUAAAUUCAAAAAAGUCAGUCUACAGAAAUCUUUGCACCCUCCAUGUAUGUAGUUUGUGCGGAAUGAGAACAGGUUAUAUUGUUCAAUGUUCUGUUGUAUCCAGGGGUCAUUUGAUUUUAAAGGCCCCUCUGGUUAAAGAAUAGCUAACUUUAUUGAGCAAUAUAGUGGUCAUUAGGUUGUCCACACACUUUUGUUGAAUUCCCUAUAAACAAAAAAAAAUUCACUUCAGCAAACUAGCAGUUGGAGUUUUUCCCUUUUUCCCAUAAGUUCAAAGUUGUGUGUAAAAAUAUGGAGUAAACUGUAGUAGUUUUUAAAUACUGAAUCAAUGUAUAUAAUUUUAAGCAAAAUAUUUGUAUUUAUUUAUUGGAGCAAACAUAAGCAUUAUUGAAGUCUUCCAAACAGGGGACUUUUCUAAUUUUGCUAUUGUAGAUUUUUCUCUCUUUUUAUGAGAAAAGUAAAGAGUGUUCAACUCCUUAUUUAUUGGAUUGUUUUAAGUUAGUGUACAUUUAAAACAAAUAUUGAAAAAAAAAUUGCUGGACUUCAAACUGUGAGCUUUGCCAAAAGUAAGUGUAAAGGUGCAAGUUGUGUGCGAUUUUCAUCACUUUUAAGUCAGAUAAUUUUAAAUAAAAAUAAUACCCAUCCUGUAGCAACAAGUAGGAGAAAUCUACAUGAUGUAUGUUAUAUUGGUCCUCUGUUUUUUUUUGCUUUAAACCUCUUUUUUUACCACUAGAAGGUGUUACUUUCAAAAUUGUCCACAGCGCAUUUCUGGAGCGGUAAUGACUUACUCUAUGCGGUCAGAACUUGCUUACUCUGUGGCAAAACUUCUUUGUUGAUUGAAGGUUUUGUUUUUAAAUGUAAGUUGGAAAAUAAUGUGUUUGGAUAAUUGAGUACAUUGAGACACCUUGGGGUCUAUUUCACAUGAAAUUUUGCUCAAGUGAGUCUUUUAAAGAAGUCUUGUGAGUUUAUUCAGCUCUGAAGAAUAUAGAAAUGCUUCUCUGUCACACCCAAUUCCAUGUUACCCCUUACUUACAGUAAGCAAAGCAUUUCAAGUCCAAAUAUAGCACCCACUAAGAGUUCCCACUUUGUUCCUGAUUAUGAUUAAUCGUUAUCAAAAAAUGCCGAGUGUGAGAAAUAAAAUGUGUACGAGAUGUUUCGCUGUACAAACAAUUA
This is a messenger RNA of Acanthaster planci (crown-of-thorns starfish), 6873 nucleotides long. RefSeq lists its product as uncharacterized. Gene Ontology annotation, biological process: regulation of GTPase activity. Lineage: Eukaryota; Metazoa; Echinodermata; Asteroidea; Valvatida; Acanthasteridae. The record is from RefSeq and is a predicted model, not a curated record.